Messenger RNA from Cladocopium goreaui, 2488 nucleotides. The record is from the annotation of a GenBank genome assembly. Lineage: Eukaryota; Dinophyceae; Suessiales; Symbiodiniaceae.
GUUGUUAUGGCAAAAGGCCUCCGGCAGAGGAAAAGGGCAGACUUUAGCGUCACCUGCGUACAAUUACGAUCAUUACGAUGAGUGGCGUCGGGUGGGCGCACCACCCCGUCGUUUGGAUGAGGGAUGCAAAGCCGAGAUCACCUCCGUGGACAGUUUGCGAAAGAGCAUGCGACACAAGCGGAUGUUGCCAAGGAGUUUGCAGCCAUUAAAUGAUGUACCAAUGUUUCGACAGUCCAGCGACCAGCUGCCUCUUCGGCCAAAGGAUGCGAGUCGACUGGCCCAAAGUCUUAGUAGCGUCGUGCUGCCACCUUUGGAAUCGAAAGGCAAACGGCCAUCGGAACCGAAUUUGAUGGCCAGGGACCGGGAACAUUCUGGCACCAUGAGCCUUGAUAGUUGCAGUGACACUUCCGCGUCCACACCCGCGCAGCAGAAUUCCCAUGGCACUCCUGCCAGCCCUACAGCAACGUCUGGCAACUUCAACGCGCCCCCAGCAGUCCCGGGGCUCGUUCCUGCUGAGGACAUCUGGUGGCGCUGGAACCUGGACGUCAGCGGCUUCUCCAAGGCCUUCCUAAGGCGAGUGCGUCAGGCCUUUGAUCUCUUCAAAGUGCCAGACGCCUCGGAAAUCAUGAAUGAGGCAGUCGUCGACGCUCUGAAGACCAAGGGGGUUCAGGUCAUCGGUAUUCAGGCUGCGGAGGUUGAGCCCAGCGAGCUGAAAGGCUGCACCAUUGAAAUUGGCACAAAGGGCAGCAGCAUCACAGGAGCUGAAGUUGACUUUGUGUUAAGGAGACCAUUGACGUCUGCCAGUCAGUUCUUAGCCUUGAAACCUGCAGGAGACAACGGAGACAGCAAGGUCAAUGUUGCGGCGGUCAUCACAAUGUUCGACUUGGACAAGAAACGCAAGGCCAUGGCCCUGGUGGAGGAACGCGUGAAGAGCACCUUGCAGGGCCUCCAGGCGAUGAUCAAAGCCUCGGAGGCCCAGGAUGCAGGCGCGAGGCCAGAACUUGCUCGGAAGAAGUGGGAGAUGCGAAGUCAACUGCGACUCAAGGGUCUGGCUGCUCCGUUAGCCUGUGUGGCUUGGGAGAUGGGGCCUGAGAUGGAACCGAUCCUCGAGGAGGAUCGCUGGGCAGGCGAUGGGGAGGCUCCGAAACUGAAGCGAAAGUUAGGUUGCUUUUCCCAUUCGGGGCAGAAGCGCCAACGAAGGGAAGAAGAGGAGCAGCUGAAAGAUCUGAUCGGUUCCUACACUGUGAAGGUCGUAAAGAUCAAGGAGGACGAGUUCCCGUGCAUGGUGGCCAGUUGGGUGCUGAGUCACACCAGCAAAGGGCUGCUGAAGGAGAUGUCCUUCCAACGCAUGCAGCGGGGUCAAGGCAAAGAUGUGACUGUGAAAUUGGAAGGGGCGCUUGACGGAAGCUCACUGAAACUCACUGCUGAGAAGGACAGGGACUUCAGCAACAGCUACAACUUCAUGUUGGGCAUCCUUUGUCCCGAGAAGCAGCAGAUCCUCCUGUCUUCUGCGGAUCUUUUCACCACCUCUGUCUAUCGGCCAGUGCCAGAGACCUCUGAAGAGGCCAAGGCCUACGCAGAUCAACGGCGACGUGUCACGGAAGGCUUUGGAACUGACAAGAAAGUGCGGCAGAAUCACCUCAUGAGAGAACGUAUCGAGCGCAACUGCGAAGUGGCAGAUUCAGAGAAGAUCCAAGCGCUGGUUGAGGCCAAAGUGGUGGAACAGCAGCAGGAGAAGAUGCCGCCCUGGGAAAAGGAGAAGAACGAAAGAGAGAAGAACUUGCCGCCUUUCUUGGACGAUUGGGAUCACGCCAGCGACAUCUAUCGUGAAGGCCUAGAAGUCAUCGCGUCGCAGAAGAACUACAAGUACGAGAAGAAGUUGUUGGAUGAUAGCAUCCGGCGCCUCUUGGAGCUGAAAGCGCCUGAGCUGGAAAAACUCGAUGCGAAGAAGAUCAAUGACUUCCAGGCGUGUGAGAGCCACUUCGUGCUGCAGGUUUUGAAGGCUCGGGGAGCGCAACAGGCGCAAGUCCCUGCUGAUCAGAAUAACUUUGCCAAGCAACUCGGCGUUCUGAAGAUUCUGGUCAAGAUUCUGAAGGACCCGCAGCUGCACCACAACACGCAGAGAGGGGGCACGUGUACAACCAGACAGCUGACAAAUAUCACUCACUUGUCCACCAAAUCGAACCUGUUUUGGCAGCUCUUCUACUAUCUGUUCGAUCCAACUAAGAACGCACCUUCGGAUGAGAAGAGGUGCAUCCACACAACCAGGACGAAAUGUGCUGCGGUGAUCUGGGCAUUGAAUUUGACCCCUGACUGUUGGAUAGAUGUGCCUGUAGAGGCUCAGCGCGAGAUUGCUUGCCUAUCAGCAAAGUCGAAGAGCAACGUCACCGAAGAAGCGAAGAAGAUUUUCCAGUACGUGGGCUGCACCACUGAAAAAAAGGACCAAAACUCCUUCAGAGCAGCCCUCAGGAACAGGCCAGGCUUUUGA